Messenger RNA from Fusarium odoratissimum NRRL 54006, 2091 nucleotides. Its product is annotated as succinate dehydrogenase [ubiquinone] iron-sulfur subunit, mitochondrial. Gene Ontology annotation, molecular function: electron transfer activity; 2 iron, 2 sulfur cluster binding. The record is from RefSeq and is a predicted model, not a curated record. Gene Ontology annotation, cellular component: mitochondrial membrane. Lineage: Eukaryota; Fungi; Ascomycota; Sordariomycetes; Hypocreales; Nectriaceae. Gene Ontology annotation, biological process: tricarboxylic acid cycle; aerobic respiration; respiratory electron transport chain. Bases 284 to 1120 code for a protein of 278 amino acids. The transcript has 3 exons.
AAGUUGACAAUUCCAAAUUUGUGAUUGGCCAGAGGUCAGCCGUAGGUCCCAGUGUAAACUGCAAUAACCGAGGAAGGUUUGCCAACCCAAUACAUGACGACGAGAAUCCUCGAUACGCCACCCUUUGCGAAUAGACAAUUCAACUCUAUCGGAGGAGAUUGCACAGCAUUUCUUUCCUGUCAAUUGUCUGACCACAGCUCCAACUAAACAUUGCGAAGUUUGACUGUCCUUCUCCUCCGGUCCCAAUCGCAAUUGUACUUCCUCGAUUCGAUUAUUCGACAAGAUGGCUGCUCUUCGAUCUUCUUCCCGACUUGUCGGAGCCUUCUCAAGGACGGCCGCUUUCCGACCUGGUGCUGUCUUCACUCGUUCUAUGGCCUCAGUCAGCGAGCCUCCCAAGGACUCUGAUGCCAACCUCAAGUCUUUCCAAAUCUACCGAUGGAACCCCGAUACCCCCAGCGAGAAGCCUCGUCUUCAGACCUACACUCUGGACCUCAACAAGACUGGACCUAUGAUUCUUGAUGCCCUCAUCCGAAUCAAGAACGAGCUCGACCCUACUCUGACCUUCCGACGAAGUUGCCGUGAGGGUAUCUGCGGUAGCUGCGCUAUGAACAUCAACGGACAGAACACUCUUGCUUGCUUGUGCCGAAUUCCCACUGAGGCUGCUUCCGACGUCAAGAUCUACCCUCUUCCUCACACCUAUGUCGUCAAGGACCUUGUCCCUGAUUUGACACAUUUCUACAAGCAGUACAAGAGCAUUAAGCCCUACCUUCAGCGCGAUACCCCUGCCGAAGACGGCAAGGAGUACCGACAGACUAAGGAGGACCGCCGUAAGCUCGAUGGUCUCUACGAGUGCAUUCUCUGCGCCUGCUGCUCUACCUCAUGCCCAUCUUACUGGUGGAACUCUGAGGAGUACCUUGGCCCCGCUAUCCUUCUCCAGUCUUACCGAUGGCUCGCCGACUCUCGUGACGAGCGCACUGCCGAGCGAAAGACCAACCUCGAGAACUCGAUGAGCCUGUACCGUUGCCACACCAUUCUUAACUGUACACGAGCCUGUCCCAAGGGUCUUAACCCUGGCAAGGCCAUUGCCGAGAUCAAGAAGCAGAUGGCUUUCGGCAACUAGAUUAACAAAACUACGAAUAUGUCGCGAAAACGAUGUGACGAUUGGAGGGAGAAGCGAAGCAUUUAAAGGGUUGUCGCAGAGCAAAAUCUGCGUAUGAGAUUAUUAGCACUUUAACCCUGUGUAUAGGCUAUGGAUGGGAGUUCCACGCUGUGUUCUAUAGCAAACUUGGCAAUAUUAUUUUCUUGAUCGUUCACCCCUGGUUCCUGUACUGUUAUCAAGCUUCUUGUGUUCGUUCGGGCAUGAUUCUGUAAACUGACUUUAGCUACGCUCGCCAGCCCGACCUUACGAUACCGUACUCUCAAGCGCCUCGAAAAGCCUGCCCGUGUUUAAGAAAGAGCACCAUAUACAGACCAAUUGAGACUUAAGAACUCGGAAAAUUGCUCGGCAGCUGCGAUUCUGACCCUCCGCCCUGGCUGGCUCAGUUGCAAUCGCCGAUCGAGCCCCUGCUGAAUUGUCUUCAAGCAAGGGCCAUGCUGAACGUCGAUACUUUCAAUGCGCCCUUAAUCCUCGAGCUUCGAGUCGAAACUAUCAUUCUUCCUGAACUGGUUUCCCCCCUUCACACGACCUCUUGGCCUUCUCACCACUUAUACAACACGAGUCUGUGGCAUGAAGACAGCGAGUGCUGAUCCCCAAUGAUCGACAUACGUGACAUGAUCACCAAACAAUGCUACGAGACACAUUCCGUUAGCUCACAAGGAUGAGAAAGACCGACAGUUUUCACAUGAAUUGGAGUAGGGGGUUGGUUGAAGCAGUGUACAGUACCUGCAGAGUGGCUUCGGGACGGUUUAGAGUGGCUUUUAAUGAUGGAACAACUUCAUACAAAAUGAGUAUUUAGAGCAAGUGGAUCAAGUUUUGUACCGGGAUAUCCAAUAUGUGGCUUCGGAGAAUUUUCAGACGUGAAUCGUAACUAUAAUAGCCAGAAGCUUGUCUGAACCUUGCUUCCGUUCUUUUGACAGGUGCACGACUGUGGC